Molecule: messenger RNA, 3458 nt
Organism: Ricinus communis (castor bean)
Lineage: Eukaryota; Viridiplantae; Streptophyta; Magnoliopsida; Malpighiales; Euphorbiaceae
Product: magnesium-transporting ATPase, P-type 1
Exons: 8
Coding region: 378-3248 (956 amino acids)
Biological process (GO): magnesium ion transport
Cellular component (GO): membrane; intracellular membrane-bounded organelle
Molecular function (GO): ATP binding; P-type magnesium transporter activity; ATP hydrolysis activity
Source: RefSeq, a predicted model, not a curated record
AAAUUUAUGUGUUAAUCUCCGAUUAAUCUGAGUAAAGUCAUAAACCAAUUUUAAUUGUAGUCUAUGUGUUUGUUGAAAGUCGACUAAUUACAAAACAAAAAAAGAGGGAGGCAGAACCUAACGGUAUUUUAAAGCAGCCGCACCUAACGGUCACUUGAAAGUUCGGUAGUUGAAGUCUACAGCUAGAGAAAACAGAGAGAUAACAUAUAGACAAAAAUCGAUAAGCACAGCCCAAAAAAUCACCUUGAACAUUUAUUUUAUUUCUUCUGUACCUUCUCUUCAAAUCUUCAACUUCCCUUUUACGAUAAUGCUCUCUUUUAUGUAUUCUCUAAACUGGUCUUUUUCUUUUUCUCUACUAAUAGCACAGUUUUUCACUUAUGGGAUUCCUUAAAUUCUUCUCUAUUUUCUCUUCAGAUAACCAUAGCCAUCAUAACAGCAGCCACAGCAACAACAGUGCCCUUCCUUCUCAUGCUCUCCUUCUACGCGAAGACCUUGUUAAAAGUCCUGAAAACUUCAUUACCAGUAAUGGGUUUUCUGUUUUUAAUUACUUGCGUCGCCUUUUGUCUGGAAAGAAAAUUCACGGUGGUGCAAGGACUGAUGAAGAGGAGAAAGUAUAUUCUUGGUUAUAUGCAUUGGCGCAAUCGGAUAAAGAUUUGGUUUAUGAGUAUGUUCGAUCUACAGAAAGGGGUUUGAGCUUCAGUGAAGCUGAGAGGAGACUGAAAGAAAAUGGUCCAAAUGUUCCUCUAGAAUAUCAUUUUCCAAGCUGGUGGCAUCUUCUGUGGACUGCCUUUUUCCAUCCUUUUAAUAUUAUUUUGAUUGUGCUGUCAGCACUGUCAUACAUAACUAGUGACAGUCCAAAUGGAUGCAUCUUGCUCAUUCUGGUUUUUAUUAGUGUGAGCCUUAGAUUCUACCAGGAAAACAGUAGUUCAAAAGCUGCCAUGAAACUCUAUGAGUUUGUGAAGUGUCCAGUAAAAGUUCAAAGAUGUGCAGGUAGAGUUGUUCAGACAGAGUUAGUAGUUCAAGUUGAUCAAAGAGAUAUUGUUCCUGGGGACAUUGUCAUCUUCGAACCAGGGGACCUUUUCCCAGGCGACGUGAGAUUAUUAUCUUCUAAGCAACUUGUUGUAAGUCAGUCCUCAUUAACAGGCGAGUCCUGGACAACUGAAAAGACAGCUAACACCAAAGAAAAUGCGAGCACUCCUUUGCUAGAGCUAAAGAAUAUUUGUUUCAUGGGUACAAACGUGGUAUCAGGUAGUGGGACAGGUCUGGUUGUUUCCACUGGAUCCAAGACAUACAUGAGUACCAUGUUCUCAACUAUCGGGAAGCAGAAACCACCAGAUGGAUUCGAGAAUGGCAUUCGGCGAACAUCCUAUGUCCUUAUUGGUGUUAUGCUUAUAGUAAUGACAAUAAUAAUUGUGACUUCUUACAAUAAAUCACGCGACUUGAGCGAGAGUAUUCUUUUUGGACUCUCAGUGGCAUGUGCGUUAACUCCUAAUAUGCUUCCCCUCAUUGUUAACACAAGUCUUGCAAAAGGAGCAGUUGCCAUGGCGAAAGACAGAUGUAUUGUCAAAAGCUUAGCUGCUAUACGAGAUAUGGGAUCCAUGGAUAUACUAUGCAUGGACAAGACCGGUACACUGACCAUGAACCGUGCAAUUGUGGUUAAUCAUCUUGACAGCUGGGGUUCACCAAAAGAAAAGGUUUUGCGCUUUGCAUUCCUUAACUCUUACUUCAAGACAGAUCAAAAAUAUCCUCUAGAUGAUGCUAUCUUGGCAUUCGCGUACACAAAUGGAUACAGAUUCCAGCCCUCCAAGUAUAGGAAAAUAGAUGAGAUCCCUUUUGAUUUUACACGAAGACGAGUAUCUGUUAUUUUGGAAACUGAGUCAGAUGCAAAAGGCAGAAAUAGCCAAGUUCUUGAUAGAUACAUGGUAACUAAGGGAGCAUUGGAAGAAAUAAUGAAAGUUUGCUCUUUUAUUGACCAUGUUGAUAGGGGCACCAUGACCACAUUCUCUUCAGAAGAUUACCGCAGGAUUCUAAAUAUGGGAGAAGAUUUAAGCGACCAGGGCUUGAGGAUUAUAGGAGUUGCAAUAAAAAGGCUUGGAAUGCAAAGAAGUGAUCCAUGCACCGCUGAAGAUGAGGCCACUGAAACAGAUAUGGUUUUCCUUGGUGUAGUUGCAUUCUUUGAUCCACCAAAGGACUCAGCGAAGCAAGCUUUGUGGAGGCUUGCAGAGAAGGGAGUAAAAGCAAAAGUGUUAACAGGUGACUCCCUAUCCCUGGCAGUAAGGAUCUGUGAAGAACUUGGGAUUAGAACCGCCUAUGUAACAACAGGACCAGAGCUCGAGGAACUCAAUCAGGAUGACUUUCACGAGACUGUUAAAAGAGCAACAGUACUUGCACGGCUGACCCCAACUCAGAAACUCCGAGUGGUACAAUCCUUGCAAACAGUUGAUGACCAUGUAGUUGGAUUCCUGGGAGAUGGGAUUAAUGACUCACUUGCAAUAGAUGCUGCCAAUGUAGGUAUCUCCGUCGACUCAGGGGCAUCAGUUGCGAAAGACUUUGCUGAUAUCAUAUUACUAGAGAAAGAUCUCAACGUCCUUGUUGAUGGGGUCGAGCAUGGUCGUCUCACUUUCGGUAAUACCAUGAAGUACAUUAAAAUGUCGGUUGUUGCCAAUGUAGGAAGUGUUCUUUCAAUUCUUAUAGCAACUCAGCUGCUAGAUUUUGAACCAUUGACUCCAAGGCAGCUCCUGGCACAAACUUUCAUUUAUAGUGUGGGUCAAAUUGCAAUUCCAUGGGACAAGUUGGAAGAAGAUUAUGUGAAAACUCCGCAGAAAUUGUCUCAUAAAAGCUUACCCAUGUUCAUAUUAUGGAAUGGCCCUGUGUGCACUCUAUGUGAUAUAGGUAACCUUCUAUUCCUUCGCUUUUACUACAACGAAAGCGAGGAUCUUUACGACAAAUUCUUCCAUUCUGCUUGGUUCGUUGAAGGGCUACUGAUGCAGACGCUCAUUUUUCACUUGAUUCGGACAGAGAAAAUCCCUUUCAUUCAGGAAAUUGCCUCAUGGCCAGUGCUCUGUUCAACGAUUGUCAUUUCGGCUAUUGGAAUUGCAUUUCCGUUCACAAUAAUAGGAAGAUUUAUGGGAUUUACUAGUCUACCAUUGUCAUAUUUUGGGUUUUUAGUUUUACUUUUUCUAGGAUAUUUUACAGUUGGCCAAGUGGUCAAGAGAGUGUAUAUUUUCAUUUACAAAAAAUGGCUUUAGAGAAAUAGUAUACAACUUUACAAGAAAGUAUAUUUUGCAAGAAAUAGCCAAGAGAGAGAGAGAGAGAGAGAGAGAGAGACCAGGUGAAAAAAUUUAUUCCCCUUUGUAUAUUAUUGAGGAUAAGAAUUUAAUAGUUCCAUGUUUUUUACAGGCUGAUUGGCAUUUAUGGUAAGAUAUUACUGACCCUGCAAAUUUGCAGUAUGAAUGAAA